UAGUGUAGUGAACACAACAGACUGUGAUCGCUGGCAGAACAUUCAUCAUGCUGUUGUCUAGUUUGUCAUUAGUGUUCUACACACACACACACACACACACACACACACACACACACACACACACACACACACACACACACUGAUCCUGAGAGAUAAAACGUUCAAGGUGUGUUUACAAGUGACACACACACAUUAGUGAACAAUCUCAUCAUAUUGAAUUAAUUUAUUUAUGAAGACAGAAGAACUUGUCUUUAUUUUUCCCUGAUACAGAAAAACAUGGUGAUGCUUAUACUUUAUUCACAACUUUUAUUUAAUACUUUAAAUAUUAGCUAUAGAAAGAUUAACCAUCUGUUAUUAUAUUUACCAAAAAACGUUGUAGUUAAACAUCCUUGUACUGAAAUCACAGUGUGAAGAUUGUAGUUUUUCUCAUUAUAUUUUAUCUAACAUUACAUUUCUCUCUCUGUUGUUUCACACGACACCUUCAGAACAGGUAAGUAAAUAACUCGACUUCACACUAAUAAUAAACACUGAUAUUUUAUUAACUUCUUUUAAAACUCCGGAAACAAAUAUGAAUAUGAUAUUUUAUAUAUUUUAUGAUAUGAUAUAAAUAUUAUGAAUGAUAAACAUUUCACAAAGAUUUUUUAAAAAAUAUAUACAAACAUAAAGACCUUUUCAGACUGUGAUUAUAUUCAUUAGCAUGUUUAAUUAUAGAACAAUGUCUUGAAUUAUUUUCUAAUAUAAUAUGCAAAACAUUUUACUAUCUUUAUUAUUAUAAUUAUUAAAAUAAAUCUAUCGAGUGUUGGGUCCAGAGUAACAGUUGUAAAAGCCUAUUUUGUUUGAUUAAGUAACCAGUGUUAUAUGGUAUGGUGCAUUUCAGUUUUAAUGUUUUUGUUCUGAAUUGUUUGCAUUUGGGAACUCACAUUAUUCAUAUGGGCCAUUUGGAUAAAUAUUUGUAAAUUUUUCAUUGAUAAUAGGUAUAAAGUUAAAGUUGUGUACUGGCUCUUUAAGAAUCACGUGGGUGAAGAUGGGGGUGUUCGCAGUGUUGCCAACUUAGCAACUUUGUCGCUAUAUUUAGCGACUUUUCAAAUCCCGCUAGCGACAUUUUUUUUAAAAAGCGACUAGCGAAAAAUCUGGCGACUUUUUCUUGUGUUACUGGAGACUUUUGGAGACUCUGAUGUGUCUGUACUGACUCUUCUCAACUUGCUACAGCAGCUGCCGCCGCGGGCCCCUCCCCCGUCCCAAAGCACUCACAGACAGGGCUGUCCUCUCGCAGGAGCCCACCCCUAGUGUUAACUAGUGUUAGUGUUGAGGGGGGUCUGGAAAAAACAAAAAAAUUUGGACUACUCUGUUAAGUUGUUAAUGUAGAUGGUAUUUAAAAAAUGUUACAAUGUUAUGGUUAAACUGUUCAUGUUUUAAGGUUCUAAGUGGAUUAUAAGAUUAUAAAGAUAAAAAAAACAAGCAAAAAAAACAACAACAGAAAAACAAACAAACAACAACAAAAAAAACUCCGCCAAAGUGUCUCAUUUGGGUCACUUUUGCCGUUCCCAAGCCCGGGUAAAGGAGGAGGGUAGGAAUUGUGACAUUAAAAAAACUAAACUAAUAACACUAGCUUUCCUGUUUUUUUAUUUAGGCUAUUAUAUAUAUUAAAAAAAAAUAAAAACAGAGGCCUACCAUAAGCAUGUAUUAUUCUUUUUCUAUUCUAUCAUCAGCAUUUGCUAAAUGCACUGUGUAUAAGCUAACUGAGACAUGGCAUAGCAUUUGCAUGUCUUUGCUCUUUUGUUGAUUUUAAUUCCUUUAAAUGUCCUCAUUUAUAAGUCCCUUUGGAUAAAAACAUCUGCUAAAUAUGAAAAAAAUUGAUAUAUAGUAAUAUAUUAUGUAUAAAAACUACGACGGUACGAUGGAGCUUUAGUGCCACGUUAAAAAUAAAAAAAAAUGUAAAUCUACAAGAAUAAACUCAAUGUUAUGAGAUAAAAGUCGAAAUGUUACAAAUGGGUUUGUCAGAUACAAAUACACAUUCUUACCAUAUUUCAAGCUUCAAAUAAGUGUCACGUAUCUUUUUGAAAGCCAUAUGACAGAAUUGCAUUAUGCAAAUUACGUGAUGACGUCAUCUAGCGACUUCUAGUGACUUCUACGACAGCCAAUAGCUACUUUCCUUACUGACGAGUUGGCAACACUGGGUGUGCGUGCUUGGGAAAACAGCGGAGUCACACAGUUUUCUUUUACCGCAUCCGUGAUUAUUUGCAUUUUGAGAUUAUAUUUAUUUAAUUUUUUUUUAUUUUUUUUAUUUUUUUUAUGUAUCUUGAAAGUGAAGAUUAAAGGACGAUAUCUGAAAAAAAAAAAAACAGUAUGUUGAUUGUUUGGACACGGAGCGAGUAAGACUAAACUGAAACAAAGAUGCGCACUCAUAACAGUUACAGGCUUUGAUCAGUAAGUGAGAUUUCACUUCCAUCAGUCAGUUGUGUGUAACCCCACUGCACUGCAAUAGAUGAGAUAUUUACCAUGUUGAGUAAAAGACACAACAAACAUGUAACAUAUAACACACACCACUGCCAGACUCCAUCAGAAUCUCUCUCCUCUUAUACACUCCAUUUUCUCCUGCACCAAUAAGGAGCUACACCUCAGUAUGGGAACGAGAUCUAAAUACACUGAUGAGGCGUUAAUGUUCUCCACAUACACAGAUCUGUAAUUACACAUGAUAAUAGCAAAACACUUUGUGUUUUUCGCAUAUUUGUAUGGAAGUGAUGGAAUAAAGACACAUAAGUUAAUGAUUUAUUUGUUUCCCGCUGCGUGACUUUUCCCUCCACAGUUAUGUUUCUGUAGCUGAUAAAUCUCUCCAGUUUGAGCAGAUGAUCAUCAGCACAGAGUAACAGAAUGUUCUGUAGAUUUACUGUGUGAUGACUAAUUGUACAUCCUUAACUAGCUUUCCUUUGUUUAUGAACAGACACAUAAACUGUGUUAUGUACAGAGUAACAGUUCAAUCAUGCACAAAACAUUUACACUUUAUUAUUCACUGUGACAGAUCAAAGGGGAUCCACAGAGGAGAGAGGAGCGAGUAAAAGACACCUUGAUUCGUCAGAGUAACAAAAAAUGGACAGAAGAUGAGAGAAUGAAAAUGAAGAACUCGGCUCUACAGACUGAACUGAAGGCAGCAUUAAAAUCACUGGAACAUAAAGACCAACAGCUGGAGGAUUAUAAAAGACAAAUAGAGAAUAAAGAUACAGAACUGAGAAACAGAGAGAAAAUCAUAGAGGAGAAAGACACACAACUCAAAGAUACAAAUACAACACUAGAGAAGACGAGUAAAGAGCUAGAGGAGAGAGACAGAGCUCUACAUGAGAGAGAUCAACAACUGAAACUGAAAGACACACAGAUACAGGAGACACAAAUACAAGUGGAGGAAAAGGACAACAGACUUGUGGAGAAGGAGAAAGAAUUAAAUGAGAAAAAUGAAGAGCUGAAGAUUCUAAAAGAACGUUUAGAGACUAAUGAGAAGACUCUUUCUGAGAGAGACGCAGUGUUGAUGGAAACAAAUAAUAAACUUCAACAUGUUACUGAACAAGUUAAAGAGAAAAUCUCACAACUGGAGAAUAUGAACAAACUGCUGAGUGAGAAAGAAACACAGAUAAAGAACACAGAUAAAGAGCUGGAAACCAGUAAAAACAAACUGGAGACACUGGGACAGGAGCUGCAGGAUGAGAAGAGACAACUAGAGGAGAUGAUGAUCGUACUGGAGCAACAGAAAACUGAGUUAACAGAAAAAAACAAACAGCUUAGAGAGAGAGAGAGACUUCUAACUGAGAGAGAGAGACAGCUAAUGGAGAGAGACAAAUGCCUAACAGAAAAUCAACAAAUGCUUCAGAUGAAGGACAAGACACUGGAAAAGAAGGACACACUGCUCAGAGAGGUGAAAGAAGAAUUAGAUAGAACAAAUCACAUGUUAGAAGAAAAUCAGUCUCAGUUGAAAGAGAAAGAAAGACAACUGGAGAGUGUAAUGAAAGAGCUAGACACCAGUAAAACCAAACUGAAGGAGGGACACAAAGAGCUGCAGGAGAAAGAGAAACUUUUAAAUGAGAGUACUGAUGCACUUAACAUGAAGAAUAAAACACUGGAAGAGAAGGACACACUGCUCAGAGAGGUGAAAGAUGAACUGGGGAAAACAAAGAGGACAUUAGAGGAGAAUCAGACUCAGUUGAAAGACAAAGAGAGACAACUGGAGAGUGUGGAAACCUGUAAAAACAAACUAACUGAACGAGACAAACAGCUUAAGGAGAAAGAGAGACUUCUAGAGGAGAAAACAAAGCAGCUGCAGGAACAGACAGAUCCAGAACCAUCAGCUCCCAUCAGGAGAAGAAACAGCAAGGAGACGUUACCUCCAUAUAUGAGUGGAGAGACUCAGGACUCAGCAGCACCAAUCAGGAGAAGAAACAGUAUGGAGGCAAUUCGUCCUUCAUUAGGUGGAGAAUCGUGUAGUCCACAUUCUCCAGUGUCGGUUCCUGUAGCAGAACUGAGGCUGGUGCUGCUGGGGAGGACGGGGUCUGGGAAGAGUGCAGCAGGAAACACCAUCCUGAGCAGAGAGGAGAGGAACCAGGCUGCUACAUCUACAUCUACAUCUACAUCCACCCAGCAGAGUGAGAGCACACAGGGGGAGGUGGCUGGGAGGAAGGUGACUGUGGUGGACACUCCUGACUGGUUCUCUCCUGGACUCUCUAUGGAGAAGCUGAGACAGGACGUUGAACUCUGCGUCCAGAAGUCUGCUCCAGGACCCCAUGCCUUCCUCCUGGUCAUACCUGUAAAGCAGCCUACAGCAGAGGAGAGAGGGAUGCUAGAGAAAAUGGAGGAUAUUUUUGGAGAGAGAUGUUGGAGAAACAGCAUGAUCAUAUUCAGUGUUACUGAUGAACUUCAAAAGAAGAACAUUGAGGAGUUUAUCCAUACAGGAGACCAGGAGGUCCAGAGACUAGUGGAGAAAUGUGAGAACAGGUUUUACUGUCUCAACAUUAAGGAGAGUGGAGAUGGUUCUCAGGUCUCAGAGCUGCUGGAGAAGAUAGAGAAGAUGGUGGAAGGAAGCAGAGAGAAAUUCUACAGCAGUGAGAUCUACCUGGAGACAGAAGCUCAGAUUAGAGUGUUGGAGACUAAGAUCCUGAGGGAAAGAGAAGAGAAAAGGAUGAGAGAGGAGAUUGAAGUGAAGGAAAAAAUAGAUAACGAGGUGCAGGACUCUCUGAGAAAAAUGGAAGGAAUAAUCCAGGAGCAUGAAGGACACAUCAGACAACUGAAUGACCGAACAACUGAACUGGAGAGAAAGAUGAAAGAAGAGAGAAAUGAAGAGAAAAAGAAAGAACUUGAGAGGGAGCUGAAACGAGAGGUAGCUCGAAGGGCAGAAAUGGAAGAAAAGGUGAAGAAACUAAAAGAAAAGAGAGAAAGGGAGAGGAGAGAGAUGGAGGAGAGGCACCAACAGGAGAUGGAGGAGAUCAGGGAGGUGUAUGAAGGAGAGGUCAGGAUGGAGACAGAGAGAAACCUCAUGAAGAUCAUCCUGCCUGAACUCCAGAGAAACAUUUUGGCCUCGAAAACAAAGAUGCAGGAAGAGUUCAGCAGACAGAUGGAGGAGAAGAACAGAGAGCUGGAGACUCUUAAAGAGAAACUUUCAGAUCUCACAGAGACUCACAAUGUGCUUGAAGAGGUUUAUGAGAAAACUGUGAGAAGCAGCUCAGAGUCAGAGAGAGCCGCUGUAACAGGAGAAGCAUCUAAGGGAAUUUCUCAGAAAUUUAAAGAAUUCUUUCACUAAAUAACAGAGUUCAUAAAGCCACAGACACUCACCCAGUCAAAGAGGAAUGUCCUAUUCUCACGGGACUAGUAUUACCUGGGGACCUCGAGGUUGUCUGUGAUCUUAAUCCUGUGUGAAUCGGCCAUGUCUGUAAUUUGUAAAGUAGAAAUUCCUCCGCAAAUGACCUACCAUAUUCCAGCGAACACUGAGGUCCUGUGAUAAUAUUAGUCCUGUGUGAAUCAGCAUGUCUGUGAUUUGGCCAGGAUUUGUUGAAGUCGUCUAUCAGUUUUUUAAAGUUUUUGUUUCCUGCGCACCUUUUUAUUUUUUAUCAAUUUUCCGUGAAGAAUUGAGGCUGUGUUGGAGUGUUUUGAGAGGAUUUUAUCAGAUCACUAUAUACAAUACAACAAUAGAACAGAAAACACUCUGCUGUUUAUAUUAUACAGUUAGACCUGUAAUGACAAUUUUUAAACAAUAGCCGAUUCAAAAUAGUUCAUAAUUAAGCGAGGAGGUUCACGUCAAAAUUCUCAAGUCAUUAGAUUUUAACCCGGUGAAAUGUAAAUGACACAGGGCACGAUAACUAUAUAUAUAUAACCGCACAUUCAUAAAUUCUCUCUCUGUCUCACACACAGUCUGCAAAUGCAUGGACGGACACACACACACACACACACGCACACACACACACACACACACCUCCUCUUUCCAUUGUAAGACACUUGCCAGGAUAUUUUCCAGUACAUUCAAGAGAUAAGUCAGUAAAUUCAAGUAAAAUUCUACACCUGUCUGAUGAUGUUGCAAAAUGAAGAGGAGGUGACUGCAGCAGUCUCUUACGCUGUCAGCAGACAAAUAAAUGGGUCCCUGUCUUUUCGUUAUUUUUUUUUCAAUUAAUCAAUAAAUGUAAUAAUAAUAAUAAUAAUAAUAAUAAUUAUAAUAAUAAUUAUAACUAUAAUUUGUAUCAGCCCCGAAUUGCAUUGGCCCACUGGGAAAAUACCCGGUAUAUCACAGUACUAAUCUGGCCCUGAUGGUUGACAUCAUGAGAAGAGAUAUUAGCAUAAGGUUAAUGAAAGGAGCUACUAAGAUAACAAACUGUUCUUUUACAUUACAAAAACUCUGCAAGGAAAUGCCCUAACCAGCAUGUAUAGUGUAUGGAUAGAGUUUAUUUUUUUUAUGUUUAAUUGGCUAUUAAUGUUUAUGAUGUAAUAAUGUAUAUAUAUAAAAGUUUAAGUAAGUCUUUAUUUGUCACAUAUACAUGACUGUACAGUAAAAUUCUUCUUAACAUUUCCCAGCGAGUGUUGUGAGUGGGGCAUUUUAAACAUUUUACAAAGUGUAGAAAUCUUAUUACACCUCAAUGUGAUCAAUGCCUUUUAUACUAUAUACUAUAUACUAAUUUUGACAAAAUACUAUGUAAAUAUAGAUGAACAUUUUAUCUAUUUAUAUUUACAGUUCAUGUUGUGGUACAUCCUCAAAACACUAGUUGCUGCUAGAAGCACAACCACCAGACAAUUUUUUUUUUAAAUUUUAUUUUACUUUAGGUCAUGGCCGGUUAUACAAGCAUUUCACUGCAUAUCAUACUGUGUAUGACUGUGUAUGAAUGUACAUGACAAAUAAAAUUUGAAUUAAAUUUGAUUUCAAACAAAGCAAAAAGUGUCAGAGAACCGAUUUUUACUGUAAGUUCAGAUCGCUUGAUGGUUUUACAGAUGUUUUCUGUUCAUUAUUUGUUUGUUUGUUUGUUUGCCUGUGUUGUGUUGCGAUGUUUUCAUUAAAACCAUGAAAAUACAUUUUGCUGGGACGGUCUGAGCAAUUCUGCAAAUCCAUAUUCGACAUAAUUUGAAUGUAUUUCGCAUCACUGAUCAACA
Molecule: messenger RNA, 7611 nt
Organism: Clarias gariepinus (North African catfish)
Lineage: Eukaryota; Metazoa; Chordata; Actinopteri; Siluriformes; Clariidae
Product: trichohyalin-like
Exons: 6
Coding region: 3107-5779 (890 amino acids)
Molecular function (GO): GTP binding
Source: RefSeq, a predicted model, not a curated record